Gilbertella persicaria is the source of this 225-nucleotide messenger RNA. RefSeq lists its product as uncharacterized. The annotation marks the transcript as partial. The transcript has a single exon. The record is from RefSeq and is a predicted model, not a curated record. Lineage: Eukaryota; Fungi; Mucoromycota; Mucoromycetes; Mucorales; Choanephoraceae.
AUGAAUUUUAAAGACUUGCAAUACUCGAUUGGAAAAUUCAAGGCAGAUGUACACUCACAACUAGCUAAAAACAACCCUUUGCAAAAGCAAGAUACAAAAGCAUUAUCACUAUGGAUUUUUCAGGAAAGAAAUGACUUGGCUUCUAUGCGAACACUGGCUUACGAACGUUCUGAAACAAAUAAAGCCUUCAAGGCAUGGGUAAAAGAAGAAUGCGAAGAAGAAAAG